This is a messenger RNA of Sabethes cyaneus, 4110 nucleotides long. RefSeq lists its product as uncharacterized. Lineage: Eukaryota; Metazoa; Arthropoda; Insecta; Diptera; Culicidae. Gene Ontology annotation, biological process: DNA integration. The coding region runs from base 1 to 4110 and encodes 1369 amino acids. The record is from RefSeq and is a predicted model, not a curated record. Gene Ontology annotation, molecular function: nucleic acid binding. The transcript has a single exon.
AUGUCUACACCGGGUAUGAUUGGAACCAUAGAUCAUUUUCACGUAGGAAGAUCUUUCACGAAUUAUAUAGAACGCUUUGAAAUAUUAUGUAACUUGAACAAUGUAACUCCGGAAACAAAAAAGUCUUGGUUUAUAUCGCUAAGUGGAGAUGAAGUAUUUGACGAAAUUAAGCUGCUUUUUCCUAAUCAAGAUGUUAAUUCAUUAACUUACGAUACCAUAAUAAAUAAGCUCAAAUUAAGAUUUGAUAAAACUGAACCUGCCUUAAUGCACAGAUACAAAUUCUAUAAUCGUUGUCAGGGACAAAACGAAACAGCCGAAAAUUUUGUUCUUGCUAUAAAGCUUUUAGCGGAAACUUGCAAUUUUCGUGAAUUUAAAAAUGAAGCCAUACGAGAUAAACUGAUAAUAGGGCUUAGAGAUAAAAUUUUACAACAUAAAUUGUUAAUGGAGGACGAUAUUCAGCUGGAUGCAGUGGAAAAAAUGAUUAUCAAUGACGAGCUAGCAGGACAACGGGCUCGAUUGAUUAGCGAGCAAGGCGAUAGAUCAGCAGUUUUAUCUAUUAAGAAUAGACUGGGUCGAAAAGGUGAUUGGUAUGACAGAAGAGGAAGUGAUUACAACGGCUUUAAAAAUGAUUAUGUUAGGAGAAAUAAUGACGAUCGCAGAUAUCGAUCAAGAAGUAGGAGUUGGGAACGUGGUUUUAAUCGGCAUAAACGUGAUUGGAAUGAUUAUAGUACCGCAAUAUGCAACUUUUGUAAGCGAAAAGGGCAUAUUAGGAAAAACUGCCGCCUAAUGCAUAGAGAUAACAUUAAAUUUGUAGAUCAGGAUCAGAAUAAGGAAACGGCACCAAUAGACAAAUUCGAUCGCAUGAAAUUACGUGAAUCUAGUGUUGAGUCGGACUUAAGCUGCAUGAAAAUUUCUAGUAUAAAAAAAAUCAAUGAGCCCUGCAUGAUAAAAGCUAUUAUUGAAAAUCGAAAACUGUUAAUGGAAAUCGAUACUGGGUCUGCAGUUACGGUCAUUAGUGAAAUCUUGUAUCAUCGCUUAUUCAAAUUUCUACCGAUUCUCCGUUGCGGAAAAAAAUUAGCGGUCGUUGACGGAGCCAAAUUAUGUACAGUUGGUCAAAUGCAUGUUAAUAUUGUUAUUAAUGAGAUUAAAGGUGAAGGUCAGCUUAUUAUUUUGAAAAGUGAAAAAGAUUUUACUCCUUUACUGGGCCGAGAUUGGUUGGAAAUUUUUUACCCUGCAUGGAAGAAUCAAUUUACUAGCAUUAAUAUGAUUAAAAAUUGGAAUAUAGACGAUCAACGCAAGGACGCAAUGAGUAUAAUUCAACACAAGUUUUCAAAAAUUUUUACUAAAGAUUUUUCUGAACCAAUUGUAGGCUAUGAGGCAGAUUUGAUUUUCAAACCGGAGCAGCCCAUAUUUAAACGUGCUUACCAAGUGCCAUAUAAGGUUAAAGAUAAGUUCAUGGAACAUUUAGAUAUGCUUGAGAAGCAGGAUGUAAUUACGCCGGUAAAAGCAAGUGAAUGGGCUUCCCCGGUUAUCGCGGUUCUAAAAAAAGAUGAAGAGAUUAGAAUGGUAAUAGAUUGCAAAGUUUCGUUGAAUAAAAUAUUAAUACCCAACUCCUACCCUCUUCCACUUGCUCAAGAUAUUUUUGCUACAUUAGCUGAUAGCAAAGUUUUUUGCUCGUUGGAUCUAGCAGGAGCAUAUACACAAUUAAAACUUUCUACACGUUCAAAAAAAUAUGUUGUGAUUAAUACAGUUAAGGGCUUGUAUACAUAUAAUCGUUUGCCCCAAGGGGCAUCCUCAAGUGCUGCACUCUUCCAGCAGGUCAUGGACCAAAUUUUAAGGGGACUAGAAGGGGUGUGUAGUUAUCUUGAUGAUGUUCUGGUGGCGGGUAAGACCUUUAAAGAUUGUUUCGAUAAAUUAAUGCUUGUGCUAGAAAGACUAUCAGAUGCAAAUAUAAGAGUCAAUUUCAAAAAAUGUAAAUUUUUUGUAGAAUCAUUGCAAUAUUUAGGGCAUCUCGUAACUGGUAACGGGUUAUUGCCAUCGCCUGAAAAGUUAUCAACAAUUAAAAAUGCCAAAACGCCUGAAAACGUUACGGAGUUAAAAGCUUACCUAGGGCUUAUAAAUUUUUAUAACAAGUUUAUACCAAAUAUGUCUACCAAACUAGGUACUUUAUACAAUCUUUUAAAGAAAAACGUACGUUUCGUGUGGAGCAAAGAAUGCGAUGAUGUAUUUCAAGAAAGCAAAGAGAAUCUACUGAAUGCAGAAUUACUCGAAUUUUACGAUUCAAAUAAGCCUUUGGUGGUUGUAACGGAUGCAUCUUCAUAUGGAUUGGGUGGAGUUUUGGCUCAUAAAAUGGGACAGAUAGAGAAACCUAUUUGUUUUACGUCCUUUUCUUUGAAUUGCGCUCAAAAAAAGUAUCCAAUUUUGCAUCUGGAGGCCUUGGCCUUAGUUUGCACUUUGAAGAAAUUCCACAAGUUUCUUUUCGGUCAAAAAUUCACAGUUUUUACUGAUCAUAAACCGUUGAUCGGUAUAUUUGGUAAGCAUGGUAAGCAUUCGGUAUAUGUCACCAGGUUACAACGGUAUGUUAUGGAGUUAUCAAUCUAUAAUUUUGAUAUUGAGUAUCGUCCAGCGUCUAAAAUGGGGAACGCAGAUUUUUGCAGUCGUUUCCCUUUAGAUCAGAAGGUUCCACGUAUGUUAGAUGAAGAACAAAUAAAUAGUCUAAACUUUACAAACGAUUUGCCUCUAGAUUUCGCGUGCGUUGCUAGAGAGACGCGAAAUGAUCAAUUUUUAAAGGAAAUAGCUAAGUUUACAGUCUCUGGGUGGCCAAAAGCAACAAGCAAAGAAUUUAGAAACUUUUAUGCGCAAAAGGAAAAACUGGAGGUGGUCGACGAUGUUAUUUUAUUUGAAAGUAGAGUGGUUGUUCCAAACAGCUUAAAAUCUAACAUACUUAGAUUAAUGCAUUCUAAUCAUGAAGGUAUCGUCAAAAUGAAAAAAAUUGCCAGGCGGGCAGUUUAUUGGCAAGGUAUGAAUGGUGAUAUCGAGGAGUUUGUUAAAACAUGCAAUUCAUGUGCAAAGAUGGGGGUUAUCCCUAAUCCACAUACCGAAGGUUCAUGGCUACCGACUACGCGACCUUUUAGCCGUAUCCACGCCGAUUUUUUUUACUUCAGGGGAAAAACGUUCCUAUUGGUGAUUGACAGUUACUCUAAAUGGUUGGAGGUGGAAAUUAUGUACCAUGGUACAACGGCAAAAAUGGUUAAUAGAAAGUUUGCCUCCAUUUUUGCACGUUUCGGCUUGCCAGAUGUGGUGGUCACAGAUGGAGGACCACCUUUCAGUUCACGUGAGUUUGUGAAUUUCCUCGAACGGCAAGGAAUAAAAGUUUUUAAAAGCCCUCCUUAUAACCCACAAAGCAACGGGCAAGCGGAGAGGUUGGUACGUGUAGUCAAGGAUGUGUUAAAAAAGUUUAUUUUAGAUACUCAGACGAAAUCCUUGGAUAUAGAGGAUCAAUUAAAUUUAUUUUUAAUGAACCAUAGAAAUGGUUCUCUUGGUACUGAAGGAAGGUUUCCUUCGGAGCAAGUUUUUAGCUUCAAUCCUAAAACAAUAUUGGAUUUAAUUAAUCCAAUAAAUAGUUAUAAAAGAUAUAUAGACAAGCCUCCUGAAAAUGUUAUUAACUGUGACUAUGAGGCAGUUACUCCAGUAGAUGGUCUUGACAAGUUAGUGGCAGGGGAUAGGCUGUAUUAUAAAAAUAAUAACAAAGACGUUUUGGAUAAAUGGUUGGAAGCAAGAUUAAUAAAAAAAAUAUCUAAAAAUAUUUUUCAGGUAUCGUUGGGGAGUCAUGUGCUGAUAGCCCAUAGGCACCAACUUAAGAUGCUACAUGAGCCGAAACGACAUUCCGUAGUAGUACUCGCAACGAGUAACGGCAGAGUCGGAGAAUACGAUGAGAGCAAAGGGUCUCGAGACACUACUAAGGAAAUUGAUGAACGGAGACAAAAGAGGAAGAGGUGUUACGAGCUGGCGAGGAGCCCAAUUCGAACGAGGGCCAAGGAUCGUCAAAUCAUUCGAAGCAUUUCACCGAAGAGAGCUAAAUUUUCGAUAAGUGAAAAAGAAGAAAAUUAA